UUCCCGGCCGCCUCCGAUCUCUCAUCAUCGCUCCCAGACCCCGCCGCCGCCGGAUCUGCUCCGGCGAUGGGGGAGCAGCCGCCGCAGCAGGAGCCGCUCCUCGAGGUAGAACAAUGUGUGACGUCCAUACCGGAAGAUCAUGAAGCCACUUGCUGGGGCUGUGGUCUUCGGCUCGUUUUUUCAAGUUAUUCACCUGUCUAUAAGUGUGGCUGGUGUGGAGCAGUCACCCAAGGCAACCAAACUUCAAGAAAACCUGACAGUGUAUGCUUUUCUCACUGGAGGCGUUUCCGGGAUGGGUUCUUUGUGAUUGUGCUCGUCCUCUUCAUGCUCUUCGUUAUAUGUGGCGGGGUCUGGGCGGUGUAUCCAGUUGUUUUCUCAAUCAGCAUCUUCUGUGGCAUGUUUCACUGCACAGUCACAGCUCUCUUAUCUAUAUUUACAAUUGCAAGUUAUUGUUUGGCCUCUUUCAAGUCUGCUGGUGCACCACCAGGCAUACGUUGGGGAAGCUAUCCCAUGGUUGGAAAAAAUGAUCUUGAGAACUAUACUUUCUGUACAUAUUGUAGUAAACCUAAACCCCCAAGAGCACAUCACUGCCGAUCUUGUAAAACAUGUGUGAUAGACAUGGAUCAUCAUUGCCCAUUUAUUGGGAACUGUGUGGGAGCUUCAAAUCACCAAGCUUUUGUCAUUUUUCUCAUCUCUGUGGUCACGAGUUGCAGUUAUGCUGCUAUUAUGACCAUUUAUGCAAGUUAUCUUAUAUGGCCCCCUCUAGAGUUUCCAAAUGUAUCAUCAUAUGGUCAAAUGGGUUCUAAGAAAGUACUGAUGGAGAUCAUUACUAGCGUGGCCAGUUCUGCAUUCUUCUUAUCAGCAAGGGGUAUAAUUCUGGUAUAUCUUGCAUUUGCCAGUCUAUCAGUUAAUGCGGGUAUAGCUGUGUUGCUGUGCCAGCAACUUAGCUUAAUAUAUGAAGGAAAUACAUAUCUUAGCCAUAUAAGCUCACCAACUGAUAUUCAUGGAGAGAAAGGAUUGCGAAAUCUUGUUCGAUUUUUUGGGUGCCCCUACCCUCUUUCUAGACUAUUGUUGGGCUACACCAACACUGGCAAGUCGCAGAACAAUUCAGGCUCAAAACUUCUUUAGAGGCUCCAUUGCUGCUGCCCAAUAGCCAGUUAGUCUGUACAACUGAAGCUGGUGAUGUAAAAUAGAAGUGAUGUACAUGAUAAUUCCUAAUCUAUAAGGGGGGCUUUGUUACAAAGAUUUUCUUUUGGAUUCAGUAGUAAAAUGGCUGUCUUCAGGUGGAUGUUUCACUGGUCUCGUUGCUUUACUCGAACAGAUGCUGAAAUACAAUGUGGUCCUAUCUGUUCAUUUCCUACAGAUGAUCUUGCUGCUCUGGUGAAUUGCAGUAUCUGGAAUUCUGAUAGUGGUGGAGUCUUUGCUCCAGUAGAAAUCAUGGUGAAGAAGUGAAGGUUAAUUGUGAUUUACAGUGACUCUGAAUGAUGCUGUGAAGGUGCAGAAUGCUUGGGCGACAUCUCUUGGCUGUCAAAAUAUACUGACAUGUAUAGGAAAAGAAACCCAACACUUGUUUUUCUUUAAACCAUUUAUAUUAAUCAUACUGAAGUAGCCUUGGUAACCAUGGUCGUCAACUCCAUACAACAGGAUUACCUGUGCUGUAAUCCUUAUGCAUCUA
Triticum aestivum (bread wheat) is the source of this 1675-nucleotide messenger RNA. Its product is annotated as protein S-acyltransferase 11. Gene Ontology annotation, molecular function: palmitoyltransferase activity. The record is from RefSeq and is a predicted model, not a curated record. NCBI's taxonomy places the organism in Eukaryota, Viridiplantae, Streptophyta, Magnoliopsida, Poales, Poaceae.